Messenger RNA from Symbiodinium necroappetens, 852 nucleotides. The record is from the annotation of a GenBank genome assembly. Lineage: Eukaryota; Dinophyceae; Suessiales; Symbiodiniaceae.
AUGGCGUUUGCAGCUCCGCCAUCCCGUUCUGGCAGGCUCGAGAGGACUUCAAAGUCCCUGGAGACGCGGCUGAGACACCUGAGCCAGCUGCAGGCGCACGUUUCGGUGGAGGCGCCGCUGGGCGGCAGGGACAGGGCCGCUGCAAGUGCCCUUGGCGGCGUACUGCUCUGCAAGGACCGCACCGCGGACUAUGUGGCAGUGAAAGCCAUUUCCCUGAAAAAGGCGCAGGCGGCAGGAAUCGAAGAGAGCAGAAUCUGGCGGGAGGUGCAGGUCAUGAAGGAGGUGCAGCAUCCAAAUCUUCCGCGCCUCAUCGAUGUAGUGGCCAACUGGGAGAAACUCCCGCAGCUGGACGCAGCUCCUCCCCAUCUCUGUCUGAUCAUGGAGUUCGUUCAGAAGUCCGAGCCGCUGUCUGUUGCCGUGCGGCGGCAAGGAGCAAUGCCUCACAGAGCAGCACUGGUCGUAGCGCAGCUUGCAUCCGCGCUUUGUAAGUUACAUCGAGCGAACAUCAUUCACAGAGAUGUGUCGUGCCAGAAUGUUCUGAUCGGCGAGCGCGAGAAAGUUGUGCUUAUCAAUUUCGGCAGCGCCGAGUACUUGAGCAGCAGGCCAGCUGCAAACUCCAAGCUGAGCAUCCCCUAUGUGUCGCCAGAGGCUGCGGCAGGCAUGCCACAGCAAACCGGCGACGAUGCGUGGGGGCUUGGCCUCUUGCUGACGGAGAUCGUCACAGGCCGCUUCAUCGCAGAUCGCCUUGGCCGAUCAGAUGUGCCCAUCCACGUGCAGCGACCGACCCUGACAACCGCAAUUCAGGAAACCGCCGCUGGUGCUGCACCAGCCCUCGCCCGGCUCGCCUCACAG